GCACACACACGCGCACACCGGCGCAGAGCAGGCAGCGAAUUUACUCGCCGGCUCUCAACAAGAACGCGUCGACAUAUACACCGUGCUUGAACGUACCGAGGUGAUAUAUCUGUUAUUUAUCCUACGGUCGAAGACGAGUUAAUCGUGAAAAUGGCCGGGGAAAAGCGUACUCAGGAUCAAGAGGAAACAUCGCUUUCGGGAACGGUGAUCUUGGUUGAUAUCGAAGGCACCACGACCAGCGUGAGCUUCGUGAAGGAUGUCCUUUUCCCGUACGUGCGAGAGAAUUUAAGCAAAUAUAUCGAAAGUAAAUGGGAGGAUGAAGAAUUCAAGAAGGAUUUCGAGAAAUUAAAAGAACAGGCUAAGAAAGAUGAAGAAGAUAAAGUUGAUGGAUUUGUGCCAAUUGCUGGUGAUACAGAAGAAGAGAAGAAAUCAUUGGUCAAAAAUGUAUUAUGGCAAAUGGAUGGUGAUCGUAAAACUGGCGCAUUGAAACAAUUACAGGGACAUAUGUGGCGUGAGGCUUACAAUUCUGGAGCAGUAAAAGCACAUGUUUAUGAAGAUGUUCCGAAAGCACUAGAAGCAUGGACGAAUGACGGUAAAAAGGUCUAUGUUUAUUCAAGUGGUAGCGUCGAAGCGCAAAAGCUUCUGUUCGGACAUUCUGUACAUGGAGAUUUACUUAAGCAUUUCAGUGGUUAUUUUGAUACCGAAGUAGGCGCGAAGCAAGAAACUAGUAGUUACAAGAAUAUAUUAAAUAAAAUUGGAGCUGAUCCAUCAGCUAUAAUCUUUCUCACUGACGUCGUUAAAGAAGCGGCAGCGGCUAAGGAGGCGGGUCUAACGGCAGUGCUGGUAGAACGCGAGGGUAACGCUCCUCUAACAGAUGAAGAUAAAGUAUCUUUCACGACGAUCAAAUCUUUCUUGGACUUAACAUUUCAAGCAUCUACGAAGAGACAGAAACUAGAGACAACGGAAACGCAAGAGGCAACGGCCAAGGAGGCGAACGUCGUCAACAAAGAUACCUGUGAACCCAUGGAUACCUCGGAGGACGUUGAGAUGUCUGACGUCAGUGAGAAGAAGGACGACAAGGUCGAGCCGAAAAAAGCUGAAACUGUUCCAGCGGAAACAAGCGAAAACGCGAAAGAAACGCCAAGCACAGACAUGAAAGUGGAUGAACCGAUGCAAACCGAUGCAAAGGAAACGCCGGAUACCGAUACCGUAACUGAGUCAGCGGUAAUAGAGAAAAUAGAGGACCAACCGUCAGAGGUGAGUACAAAACCAGUUGUUUCCGAAAACGCUCCUGUUGUAAACAGUAAGACCGAGUCAACACUAACAACAUCAUCGAAGAGCGAGACGGACAAGUCUGUGGCAACCGAGAAAGUAUGUAAACCCAUGGACACAGAAAAGGUUACAGAGCUUCCCGCGCCUGUAACAGCCACUCCUACUGCCAGUGAACCCGUGGAACCUGUUGCAACAAGUGAGCCUAAAUCAAAGUCUGAAGAAAUUCCCGCUAAAGAGAAAAAGACUGAAGAACUCACGCCAACCGCGAAAGAAACAAAGUCUGAAGAUAGCACGGUACCAGAUGUAAAAACUAACGAGAGCGUGUCGCAAGAGAAGAGCAGUAGUAACAGUGUAGAAGAGAAAGCGGAGGAAUGUCCUAAGAAAAAGUCUGAGAAAGAGGCGAGCGAGGAAUCCACUGAAAAGGUAGCCAAGCCCAGUACGGCAGAGGCGCAGAAACCGGAGAGCGAGGAGACCACGAUGAAACCGAAACAGGAGACCGCGAAAACAGAGGAGAAGCCAGUGGAGAACGGCGAUGUCCCAUUGACCAACAUAGAAAAAGUCACCGCGCCGACGAUAACAGAGUCAGAAGCAACCAGUAGCAAAGCAGAGGCGGACUCUGAAGCGAAAAAAUCAACGGAAACAGAAACUAAACAGGAAAUGGAAACAGAGCCGGUUAUUGACAAGGCCGCUAACACGAAAGAGGCAGAAGAAGCGACGGCAACAGCGGUAGCUGCGGCUGCAGCUGUACCUGCGAAAGAAGCAGAGGAAAAGGAAGCAAGCGGCGACGCAACAAAACAGGAGACGAAGGAGAAGCCAGUGAAAGAAGACGUUGUGGUAGAUGAAGUGAAGGACACGAAUACAGUUGAUUCCGAGAAGAAGAAAUUAAACGGUACGACGCAGAAUGGAGACACCGACGUGCCAGUGUCGGAUGACAAAUUGCACAGAAACGGACUGAACGAGGGGUCAUCGUCUGAAACGGUGAACUCGUCAGCAGCCAGCGAAAGCACAUCUGCACAGAACGGUGAGCCAGAGAGUUCCUCCGAGGCGAACGCCGAGUCUAUAAAAGUCAAAAAGGUCGUUGAUUCCACGGUAGCCGACGGUGCCGGCGAACCUGACGUUGUUCCCCCCGUAGUUGUAGCUGCGACGUCUUAAUCUUGUUCUAAUACAUUUUAAGAAGUCCUUCAUACAUAACCCCAACCCACAAUACUUAUCCGCAGGUAUAAACUGAAAAAGUUGGCUCCCUACACCUUACAUAAAUCGUAUGACGUUAAAAGAAGUAAUACGUUUAAUUUAAGAAUGAAGUUCAUAGGAUUUCUAUUUCUUCAGAAAAAAUGCUAAGAAAAAAAUAUGCGAAGGGACACGAUGAUACUGACAUCCGCAGCGUGUUUCAGAUUCGAUUAUCUUUCACGGCUAAAUAAACUUGGAUGCAUCAUGCUUGUUGAUUGUGCUCACCCAGAAAGAGAGAGAGUGAGAGA
Molecule: messenger RNA, 2747 nt
Organism: Megalopta genalis
Lineage: Eukaryota; Metazoa; Arthropoda; Insecta; Hymenoptera; Halictidae
Source: RefSeq, a predicted model, not a curated record